UAAAAAAAAAGGGAGCCCAAGUGCUUGAUCAGUAUGGAAAUUAGCGGUUGCGCAAGCGGAGAAAUGAGUUCCUUUACGCGGGAGAGGAAGAAACGAGGCAAGCCUGAAUGCCCCUGACGGGAACAAAUUAUUCAAGUGGGAGGAGGAAUUACGUUCUUAGCAUCUGUUUUAUGGGCUAUAUAUGUCCAGUACCAUGAGCGCAUCUCGCUCCACAGAAUCAUCAAAGCUUAUCCUCCUGCGUAACAGGCCAUCCAGGCAAGCGAGGGUGGAUACCGUUUUAAAGUACUAGUCUACCCGCCGCUCUCUCACUGUAGGAUUUCUUGAACACCCGUCCACAGAAAACCUCCACGACCCAUAGGAAACUGGACACCUUUGCAGGAUGUGCAGUGUGACACAUCACUGAUCCCCUAAAGGCCAUAGGUUAAAUCCGCGGAGGUCCCGGACAAGAUGAAUGUGUCUGAGACCUCCCGAACACUGGAGCCUUUGUUCGGCAAUGACAGCGCGGUGUCCUACAAUGCCACCGUGAUUCCGACCAAAACCAAGCCCACGGCCUGCGAGCAGCUCAACAUUGCCCCCGAGGUCUUCCUCACCUUGGGCAUCAUCAGCCUCCUGGAGAACAUCCUGGUCAUCUGCGCCAUCGUCAAGAACAAGAACCUGCACUCGCCCAUGUACUUCUUUGUCUGCAGCCUGGCGGUGGCCGACAUGCUGGUGAGCGUCUCCAACGCCUGGGAGACCAUCGUCAUCUACCUGCUCAACAACCGGCAGCUGGUGGUGGACGACCACUUCAUCCGGCAGAUGGACAACGUGGUGGACUCCAUGAUCUGCAUCUCGGUGGUGGCCUCCAUGUGCAGCCUGCUGGCCAUCGCCGUGGACCGCUACGUCACCAUCUUCUACGCCCUGCGCUACCACAACAUCAUGACGGUGCGGCGGGCGGCCCUGAUCAUCGGCGGCAUCUGGACCUUCUGCACGGGCUGCGGCAUCGUCUUCAUCAUCUACUCGGACACCACGCCGGUCAUCAUCUGCCUGGUGUCCAUGUUCUUCGCCAUGCUGGUGCUCAUGGCCUCGCUCUACAGCCACAUGUUCAUGCUGGCGCGCUCCCACGUCAAGCGCAUCGCCGCCCUGCCCGGCUACAACUCCAUCCACCAGCGCACCAGCAUGAAGGGCGCCAUCACCCUCACCAUCCUCCUGGGGAUCUUCAUCGUCUGCUGGGCGCCCUUCUUCCUCCACCUCAUCCUCAUGAUCACCUGCCCGCGCAACCUCUACUGCGUCUGCUUCAUGUCCCACUUCAACAUGUACCUCAUCCUCAUCAUGUGCAACUCAGUCAUCGACCCGCUCAUCUACGCCUUCCGAAGCCAGGAGAUGAGGAAGACCUUCAAGGAGAUCAUCUGCUGCUACAACCUGCGUAACGCCUGCGGGCUGGCCAGGAAGUACUAGGAUGACUGAAGGAGCCCAGAGAAAUCAAUUUGAAUAGUUGGUGACAAGUGCUUUAAUGUUUAAACCAUGAAAUACAUUUCCUGUGAAUAUGCACCAGCCAGUUGUUUUCGAGUGCUAUUUUGAAGUGUAUUGCUCAGUUUUGUUGGAUAUACUGUGAUCCACUGUGCUCUUGUUUCCGCGUAAAGAAGAGGCUGCUGGGACUGCAUUGUAGGUGAUUUUCAGUUCAUUUCAGAUUCACCAUUUGCUGAGACUUUGUGUUGUGCUCUGGUACUAUGAAUAAAAACAAAGAUCAGUUUUAGAUAAAUUUUUCCUCAUUUUGUCUUAUCUCUAAUGUUUGUGGUUUGUUUUCCAUCUCUGUCUCACUUUCCUUUCCCAUCUUUGCUGUUUCACCUGCGUAUUACUGUGUGCACCAAAAGUGUACAGUUGAGCAAAGAUUGUAUUUUAUGAGUAUAUUUGUCAAAGGUGUAGAGAAAUGUGAUUAAUUGUGAGCUUAUCUUCUGUCAGAGAUAACUGUAAAAACAUAAUGUAUCAUAAAAUUGACUUCAAAAAUUGCAGGGUUCAGUCAUGUCAUGCAAGAGUGUCGUACAGAUUUGACCGGGAAAAAAAGUUCAACUUUAUUCAUGAUCAUGUUAUUUUGAUUCAUGCAGAUAUCUAAAAAUAAACUGCCCCCAACACAUUGAUUUUAUGGAAAUAAUUCUCAGCAUUGCAUAUUGCAAGACUUAUUAUGCUUCCCAGGGUACCUACAGCUCUGUGCUGAUUAUUCUCUGUGAUCCAAUGCUUGGCCCAAGAGUGCCACUAGAGAUAUGUUAUUAAAACCUAACCGUGAACCCCAUGGAGCACAGACCAUAACAGAUGGCCAGGAUACCUUUAUUCAUUUUUUUUUCUUGCCUGAUAAUCAAUGCGACAGUAAAUAAAUGUACUUUUCAUGGGCAACGUAGCAUUUGUACUGAAAAAUAUUAAAGAGAAGGAUUUUCUGCAGGCAGUUGCCGUGGGGACUUUUCUUCAGAGAUUUAGGCAGUCAACUAAACCACAUCUGCUCAAAAACUUUCUAUCUGCAAGCUCACAGCCUUUUAACCGAAAGCCAGAUUAGGUCACGAAAAUAAACAGGUAUUAGGAAUACGAACCAAAAUAGGUUACAAGGCUUGAACUUUUGCCUGCAAUAAAUGGUGAGGGAUUUCCCAAUCAAUUUAUGCCACAUAUAUCUUCUGAUUUUCAUACAAUCUGGGAAAUCCCAGGGGUGCCUCUUGCCUUAUGACUCAUGAAAAGCCACAGUGGUGCAAUUUUCAUGCCCUCAAAUGUGUUAAUGUAAUUUGCAUUCAAGCAUUCCAAUGGGAUGAUGUUACAGCUUAAUGCUUUGCAAAUUGUCAGCAUGUUCAUGAGUCUGUGUUCGGCGUAGUGCUCAGUAAGGCCUUUAUAUUUUUCUGUUAUGCAUGUUUGUAAAGCGAGUUGUGAAUGUAUCAAGAAAAUAAUUUAAAUAAAAUACCUCAC
Anguilla anguilla (European eel) is the source of this 2922-nucleotide messenger RNA. RefSeq names its product melanocortin receptor 5-like. Gene Ontology annotation, molecular function: melanocortin receptor activity. The record is from RefSeq and is a predicted model, not a curated record. The transcript is spliced from 2 exons. Gene Ontology annotation, cellular component: membrane. NCBI's taxonomy places the organism in Eukaryota, Metazoa, Chordata, Actinopteri, Anguilliformes, Anguillidae. The coding region runs from base 448 to 1434 and encodes 328 amino acids. Gene Ontology annotation, biological process: G protein-coupled receptor signaling pathway.